This is a messenger RNA of Nematostella vectensis (starlet sea anemone), 3083 nucleotides long. RefSeq lists its product as uncharacterized. Lineage: Eukaryota; Metazoa; Cnidaria; Anthozoa; Actiniaria; Edwardsiidae. The transcript has a single exon. The record is from RefSeq and is a predicted model, not a curated record. The coding region runs from base 1502 to 2212 and encodes 236 amino acids.
CCUGCUAAACUGGCGAUGCCUACGACACACAAGCAGCAGCAGCAGGAGAAACAACCUUCAGAGAAAGCCCCGGAGAAUGCUGCCCAGGAUGUCCCCGAUGUCCCAGCGGAGCAACGCACGCGUUCAGGAAGGGUUGUGAAACCGCCUGUACGUUUUCAAUAGUUUUAUUAUCCAGGACAGUGACAUUUUGUUAGUGUAUUUUUUUAAAUUUUUGAAAGAGGAGAUGUAACGAUAUCCGGUUUAUACAACUUCCGGUGACGUCACACACCACGUGCGUAGACACGCUUGUACGAGUUUCGUAGACUUGUAGUUGUUGUUCUUUGGGAUAAAGAAUAUAGUCGUCUCAUAUGUCUCGGUGUUCUUUCUUCGUUCUUCAUCGUUCCUUCAGCUAAGAAACGAUACAAUCCCCUUCCUUAUCCCCACAUUAACAUCUACACUACAUUACCGCGAUAAUAUACCGUACACACACAACACAGAUACCCCCUUCAACUAAUCUUCUUUACACACUACCUAUAUACUUAUAUCUUUCUCUACCUUUCUCUUAGCCCUUUUUAGUCUACACCAUAAACAAAUCACCUUUAGCAUCAUGCCAUCCAAAAAAACCACCCGAUGUUGAUGAUAUCACACCUGGGCAGCCUCCCCUUUUUGUCCCCUGCGAAAAAGAAUGGAUACCACGAAGUCAUGUCCAUAUGUUUAUUUAUUAUCAUACAGAAAAUACUUUGAAAAGAUAGUCCGUCAGUCCGCGUCCGGAUCCUCACAAUAUGCACACCCCGAAUAACAUCAAGUAUCACGCUCCGACGAACUGAUAAGUAAGCAUUAAACAUUUUGUGUUCGCGGUAAACUAACAAAAGUUAUUAUUGCACUUUGACCUGCCCCAGCAAAAGGCAAUGAAAAGGGUCUAAGAUAAAACACAUCGAAGAAAAUGUUAAGCGACAGUAAGUUUGACUCAUAGAAAAACUCCGCAGGAGACAACAUUCCCUAUUAUAGGGUCGAUGCUAAAAUCAUCGCGUUACCUUUCUCAUAAAUACCUCAGUAUCGAUAGCACUUGACAACAAACAAACACAUCAUUAGAAAGUGCUAACUCCAGAAUCUCUUUUAUUAAAAACUUUGGCGAUUUGUUUGCAUAAGAUUUACACCUGUGACAGUAGAAGCUUUGCUUCUGGCUUGAUCUUAGACAUUAGCGAUCUUAAAUUACAUAAUAAGACGGCAUAUAGGAAACGCAGAAGCUUUCAUUUUCUAGAGCUUUAAAAUGCAGGGUUUCCUGUGAUCCAAUAUAAGGCUACAUUACAGAAAAUACGCGUCGUUUUCACACAUCAGUAAAGUCCGCCUAUCGUCGAUACAUGGAUGAAGUGUAAUUGGUCCAACGAUGCAUUUAGAAAAUUGCAGGUGCAAGCGACUCAGAUAAGAAUGCUAAAAGCCUUGGACAAAGCCAAAAUUAUUCAAAAUAGCGUACUUGGACACACGUUAAACUCCAUAGAGAAAAGGGCUUAGGAGGGGCAUCAUGGGUCACGCUGUGUCAAAGUCAUCACGGGGCGCGGAGAGUUUUUAUGAUAUCAGUUCUGAAGUUAAUACUGAGCAACGCGCUGCACCUUCCGGAUCUGAUCAUUCGCAUAUUCUGCUGACCCCUGAAUCACUGAAAAAGCAGCUUGAAUCGGCAAAGAGCUGGCCCGGCGUCUAUGGCACUGUGUUGGGAUCAGAAUUCAGCGCUGCAGCACAGCAGCUUUUUACUUUGGCGACGAAUAUCAUGACUGAGUUGUCAAACGGCGGCAAGUAUUACCAGGCGGAGGAAAUAGCAGACAGUGUGGUCGGACUAGUGAAGUCAUGGGGCCCGCAUGUGUCCGAGUGUCUCAAAAUCCGUUCAUAUGUCAGGGAGGUGAUUCCAGUACAAAUGGCUGACGCCUCGUAUGAAGUAUACGCCGGGGAAUACUUCAGCCCAGUACCAUUUUACGAGGAUAACCAUCUGCUCAAAUUAUUCUACUUUCACGUGAAAGACACGUGCUAUAAGCGUCGCGUUAUUUCUUAUUAUCUGGAGUGUAGCAGUGUCGUACAGGCGCUGUUUGUGUUGGGUUUCGUGGUGACUGAUCGACACGUGCAAGUUGUCUCGUAUGACCGAACCAAGCCUUCGUACUGGGUCGUCAGACAGGACGUACUGAACGAUUGUCAAACAAGAAUAAACAGCCUAGCGAUAUCGCAUCAAGGCAAUAACGAAUAGCACAUCGGGGAGGGGGAGCUUAUUUCAUUUCUGUGGAAAAUACCAGCUUCUGAAUCGAUUGAGAACAAAAAUUUGCGCACAUAGGACAUAGGUACAGUAUCAAGAAGUUGUGAUAAUACGUAGACCACACUCGGAGAAUGUCAAGAAGUUGUGAUAAUACGUAGACCACACUCGGAGAAUGUCAAGAAGUUGUGAUAAUACGUAGACCACACUCGGAGAAUGUCAACAAGGUGUGAUAAUACGUAGACCACACUCGGAGAAUGUCAACAAGUUGUGAUAAUACGUAGACCACACUCGGAGAAUGUUAAGAAGUUGUGAUAAUACGUAGACCACACUCGGAGAAUGUCAAGAAGUUGUGAUAAUACGUAGACCACACUCGGAGAAUGUCAAGGUGUCAAGGGGGUGCAUAAAUAGUCAUGUGAGGUAUGACGUCAUCGAAGUGUGGCUGCCCGACGAUGUGAUGAGUAUUUUCGUUUUAAUGACUGUAUUACAAUGACGUCAUCGAUGACGUCACACCUCACAUGACUGUUUAUGCACCCCCCUUGAUACCUACAUGACAUUCUCCAAGUGUGGUUUUCCGACAAUGUUUCCAUCCCGAGAUAUGAGUAUUUUCGUUCUUAGUUAAAUUUAUGGUUAUUACAUUAAGCGUCGAGUGUUCUUAAAUUAAGCGUUAAGUCCGUUAUUACAGUAAGCGUUGUAGUUUUUUUUAAGCCGACAAACUGCAGUUCUACGACGAAUGAAAAAGAUGCUCCCACAGGACAUACAUCAGUCCUGUACCCAGGGGGGUGCAGGGGUGCGAACGCACGUCUCAAUAGACGUGCUAUUUGUAGACAAAACUAAGAAUAAUAAACUAGAUCCCUCUUGUAUGUAA